AUGAAAGGAAUUACCUUUGUCUCAUUGAUGCUUGUGAAUUGCAAAGUAUGUGACAGGCUGGUGAAGCAAGUGUCAUCUUGGCAGGUGCUCAACAGUUACGCGAAGCUCCUAGCAAGAGAAGCUACUGACUCAUCCGAACCCAGUGCGAAAAGGAUGUUUGUGAUCCCCUCGUAUACAGCAGUGUUAUGGGAUGCUGGAAUGUAUGAUAGAUACAUGUAUACAAAGGUUGAUUUUACCCAGUUUGACUUUGUGGUAGUUCCAUGGAACAAAAAUGGCAACCACUGGGUAGUUAUUGUGGCUCGGCCUAAAGAUUUGACUGUGGCAGUUCAUGGCUCCCUUGGUGCAGACAACCGUCCUCUGAUUGACAGAUUCUGCAAUUUUAUGAGUGAAAGGUUGAAGAUAGUCAAUGAUGGCCUUCAGCAUUGGGAACCAGUUUCUUCCACAACAAAUCAACAAACUGAUGGCUCGAGUUGUGGGUUGUUUGUUUUGAUGCUUCCACAAUUGUUGGUAGAUAAAGAACAAACACAGCAUAUAAGAAGAAACGCUGCUAUUGUCAUGGGCCCGAUUGUCAAGGGCAUGCCAGAAAACAUCAACAUACUGGUAGAGAAGCGGUGGUAG
Messenger RNA from Mya arenaria, 618 nucleotides. RefSeq lists its product as uncharacterized. Gene Ontology annotation, molecular function: cysteine-type peptidase activity. The transcript is spliced from 5 exons. Lineage: Eukaryota; Metazoa; Mollusca; Bivalvia; Myida; Myidae. The coding region runs from base 1 to 618 and encodes 205 amino acids. Gene Ontology annotation, biological process: proteolysis. The record is from RefSeq and is a predicted model, not a curated record.